GGUGCAUUUAAUGAGAAAAGAGCAAGUGAUCCAUCUUAAAAACAUGGAGUUAAUUUGCUUCAAAGAAUAAAAUUAAGUUUAUCCAAGCAGAUAUGUUACAUUUAUUAAGUUGCCAUGUUAACCAAAUACAAAUAAAGUAAGUUUGACUAAAUUAAUCUGAUUACAUUUAACAAAUUAACUCAAUUUCUUUUAAGUUGAAGCUCUGUUUUCUUUUUUCAGUGAACAUUAUCUCCCCAUGUUGAUCAUCUGUGCAGAUUAAUGAGUCGCUUUACACAAUUUUUACACUUUUAUUGUUAUUCUGAUUCAAAUUAGUCUGAUAAAUAAGAUGAUAAACUGGAUGCUGGUUUUGGAGCUGCAGGAUGUUGCAACUCAUUGGACUUCCUCUUUCAAUGGAAGAUUCAACAAAUUUACAUUUUCAGACUUUCUACUACACUGGAUGAUGAAAAGCAAAAUAACAUCUUUAGAUGGUUGUUCGUGUUUAAUGUCUAUUAUCAUAAAUUUGUUCUGCAAAACAAUCGGUCCAUAUCCUGUUUAAAAGAAGUUAACGGUAUGGAAACCACAUGACGUCAUGCGUGGUGGGUGUUGCUUUAUUCAUACUAACUAAAAGAAGGAAGUUACAUCGUCUUCACUUGAGGCUGAGAGAGUUGAACAGCGUCCGGCGGCCGCUGGACUGACAGGAAAUGGCCAAGCUGGAGAUAUUUCUGCUCUUUGUGCUGCAGCUUGAAGGUAUCAGUGGAGAUGAACCUAAUGUCUAUCACACAGUUGGAGACGAUGUUGUGUUACCUUGUGUUGGUCCAUCUUCUUCAUCGUGCCGCAGUGUUAUAUGGCUUUAUAACGACAUUCUUGACAGUCCGACUAAGUCCAAAGUCUCAGAUGGAAAAAUUAACCAGCAGUCAGUUAAUGCUGCCAGGCUGAGUUUGGACACUGACUGCUCUCUGGUCAUAAAGAGCAUCAUUCCUGAGGAUGCUGGACGUUAUAGCUGCCGGAGAGGAAACACAGACAGCCUAAUGUAUCUGAAUAUUUUAUCCAUCUCUCCAUCUCCACCAACUGGUGAUGCAGCAAAGGAUGGAAAUAUAAAUCUACAAUGUUCUCUGUGGAAAUAUUUUAUUACCCGUUGUUCAGAUAACAGAUUCAUCUGGAUAAAUGACGUUGGAGCUGAACUAGUUGGUGAAAAUGUCUCUGACCAGAAGACCAGUGAACAGAUCCAGUGUGUUUCCUCUCUGACUGUGAAGCCUCUGAAUAACAGAUACACCUGCCUGUUUUUUGAGGGAAACACAAUGAAGAUAGAAGCUCACUACACAGUUUUAUCUAGAGAUCAGACUCAGAUGUAUCCGAUCUACAUCAUUGGACCGGUUCUGGCAGUGGGGCUGCUGCUGGCUGCCAUCGCUGCUGUUCUCAUCAACUGCAGAAAGAGAACCAAAGAGUCAGACGAGCUAAAGAACUCCAGUUCAGACGUCAGAAAAGCAAACAGUCACAUUCACCAAAAUGCGGAGUUACCUUGCACUCUGACCUAUGCAUCGAUCGGCCAUUUUGGUCCAAACUCCCCUCACAGGGUCGCAGUUCAACACGAUGUCGUCACUUAUUCUGCUGUGAAGCCUAAAAUGGAGACGGACAUCGAUCCCAACAGUCUCUACAGUCGCGUCAGCAAACCAGAAUAAACCAGACAGGAUGACGUGAAUUAUCAUGACUUUUCAUUACUAAACAACUUAACAGGAAGUGGACAAGUACAUUUGUGCUUAAAUGGCUGUAUAGUUCUAGUUUAUUAUUAAGGAAGUGCAACUAUUUUUUUUUUUUUGCAUUUAAGAUUUCACCAUAGAAAAAACCUCAGUGAAAAAAGCUGCCAUUUCUGCUCUUUAAGAAGAAGUCGUAGCUAUUAGAAAACUACUUCUUAAUCAAAGGAGGAGAUCAAUAACCAAAGCUCAUCCUGGAAAUCCAUUUAAUUCCAUCAGUUAGUUGGAGGAUGUGGCUGUUUUACACUGGAAUAUAUCAAACAAAACAUCAGAUUAGUGGUUCUGCAUAAAAUAUUUAGAUUUUUAUUGUGUGAUAUGCAAUAAAAGUACCAAACAAAAUGUAGUUUGAUAUAAAAAAGGUAACUAAUGGUUGUUGUGAUUAGUUAGCUAAAGGCUACUUGCCUCAGACUCAUAGCAUCUGCAACAUCAGGAUUUAAUAAACCAGGUUUCCUGAAUCUGAUAUUUCCUGGAAGUGGUUGGGUAAUUUUCCCCACAAACAGAUUAUGUGUUUGCAGAAUGUUCUCACGUGGUUCUUACAUCAGAUUAAUCUGUCAUACACAAGAGGUUAACACCAAGUAUGCUAAUUAGCAUGUGGCUAACACAUUUAAAAACUGUUUGAUUUCUUUCACUCUUAUUAAGGAUCUUCACAUGGUGAGCAUCUUUUCCCAUCAAAUGUGACAAAUAUUAUUUUGACUUUUUUUGCCUUUAGUUGGAAAAUCUUAACAUGUUUCUGAAUUUUCUUAAAACUUGUUAAAUCUUAACUGAGUUUCUUUAUGAGCUCCAAAAUUAAGUGUUUGAAAAUCAACUAAUGUGUAGCCUUGGUAGAGAUUUUGCAAAAAUUUCAUUCUUCAUGUUUUUUUAACAAUAAGUUAUGUAAAAUAUAAAUGUAUAUCUGUGUUUUUUCUCUGUCUUAAUAAGAUUCUGAAUGCUUGUGAAUCCUGCAUCAACCACAGCAACAUAAUCUUUGUUAUUUUGCUGUGGUUGAAACCCCAAUGCCUUAUUUACCUUUUCUGACUUUUUACUGAAAAUAUGUGAAAGUUGCAUGGGAGGAGAUUUUUUGUGUUAUUUGUUGGUAAAACUGAGGAAAUAAUUGAUAGAUUAGUAAACAGAGUGGUUCUCUAAUCAUAAGCAUCAAUUAAUGAGAGACUUGCUCUCUAAAUACUACAAUAAACACGCACAUUUUGAAACAAUGCAACAUAAUUUCAACCUUUGGAAUGAUUAAAAAUUAAAAAAGAAAACAGUUUAAAGGUUGAGUUUUUAGUAAUUGUGUCUCUUUCUAGAUCAAAGUCAUUACUAGAGUAAUUGCUGCCAUGAACUCAAUGUACCAUUUUGUUUUCUUUUCCAUUAAAAACCUUUCUGACCAUUUGCUUCUGUCUCCUUUCUACCCUCUGCAGCCACAGUGCCUCAGAGCAGUUCAAAGGAAGCUGUUUCUUUCCACUGUCGCCACAUGCUUUCACACAAAGAAGGAUGGCUGGAAAUUUAAAGACGGUGCAUUCAGAUCACUUCAUCACCUAACAUUAAGAUCGACCGGGACUGUAGGGGACUAAAUCUUAAUAUGACAUCAUGACUUACUAGUUUUUAAAUUAAUUGGGUAUAAUGGAUUUCAGACUGACUGUAUUCUGUAUGAAUAGAGAUGAAUGAGUUUUUGUUGUAAAUUAGUCCCAUAUGAAUAAAAUGAACUGAACCUCU
Molecule: messenger RNA, 3419 nt
Organism: Poecilia latipinna (sailfin molly)
Lineage: Eukaryota; Metazoa; Chordata; Actinopteri; Cyprinodontiformes; Poeciliidae
Exons: 7
Coding region: 681-1658 (325 amino acids)
Biological process (GO): positive regulation of ERK1 and ERK2 cascade; T cell activation; interleukin-15-mediated signaling pathway
Cellular component (GO): membrane raft; external side of plasma membrane
Molecular function (GO): MHC class II protein binding; protein tyrosine kinase binding
Source: RefSeq, a predicted model, not a curated record